AUGGACGGUCAGCUUAUGAAAGCAGUCGAAGAUGCUGUGAAGGAUUUGAAGAAAAUAGUCUCUUCAUUGUCUGACAAGGUAACUCUUCUAGAAGACAAAGUGAAAAAUCUUAGGUCGAGUGGUGAUAAUCCGUCGGAGGAGAAUAAGCAGUCGGACGAAGAGGAUGAUGUUGAUAAGGCAUCGGAGGAAGAGGAUGGUGGUGAUAAGGAGAGUAAGGAAUCGAAGGAAGAGGAUGAUGUUGAUAACGCAUCAGAGGAAGAGGAUGUUGGUGAUAAUGAGAGUAAGGAGUCGGAGGAAGAAGAUGACGUAAAUAAAUACAUUCGCAAUGUUACAAACGAAGUGCUGAAGGAACAUGGUGAUGUUGAUGAUAACAUGGAUGAAGAUACUGCACAUAUGAUUGUUCAUGCUGAGAAGCAUGAGAAGGCAGAGGCUGAGAAGGCAAAGAAGGAAAAAAAGAGGGGGAGAACAGAUGAUGGGAAACAAGCAGAACCUUCAAAAAAGCCAAAGGGUUUAGGAAAAGGAGCGGAGGAGGAGGAAUCGGAGGAGGAUGAGGCAGCAGAUGAAGAGGUAGCAGAGGAAGAGGCAGCAGGGAAGAAGAUCAGAGGUGCAAAGAAGGCAGCUGAGAAGAAGGCAACAGCUGAGAAGACAGCAUCUGAGAAGGAGACAGCUAAGAAGGCAGCAGCUGAGAAAGAGACAGCUAUGAAGGCAACAGCUGAGAAGGAGGCAGCUGAGAAGGAGGCAGCUAAAAAGACAGCAGCUGAGAAUGCAGCAGCUAAGAAGGCAGCCUAG
This is a messenger RNA of Eruca vesicaria subsp. sativa (arugula), 789 nucleotides long. NCBI's taxonomy places the organism in Eukaryota, Viridiplantae, Streptophyta, Magnoliopsida, Brassicales, Brassicaceae. The record is from the annotation of a GenBank genome assembly.